Anneissia japonica is the source of this 3083-nucleotide messenger RNA. RefSeq names its product forkhead box protein F1-like. Gene Ontology annotation, biological process: animal organ morphogenesis; regulation of transcription by RNA polymerase II. The transcript is spliced from 2 exons. Gene Ontology annotation, molecular function: RNA polymerase II cis-regulatory region sequence-specific DNA binding; DNA-binding transcription factor activity, RNA polymerase II-specific. Bases 413 to 1771 code for a protein of 452 amino acids. Gene Ontology annotation, cellular component: nucleus. The record is from RefSeq and is a predicted model, not a curated record. Lineage: Eukaryota; Metazoa; Echinodermata; Crinoidea; Comatulida; Comatulidae.
CUGAUCGCCACUUACUCUCUCUCUCUCUCUCUUCUUUCUGACUGAGUUGGCGCUCUUCUACAACUCAGCCAACCAACUUGUCUGCCAAACAUUACAAUUCUUUGCCCGGUCGUCGAUACAACCACCCGCUAACCCGCAACCAACAAGCUGUUCUAGUAUAGCGCGUUCGGUUGUUUUAUUUCGGUCGUAUAUGGAUCGUCAACUUUGUUUUUGGAUCUACGUCCGGAAUCACAACGUCAUUUAUUCUUUUUGAUGAGUCACAAAUGAAAUUAUAAAACUCUACGGAUACGGCUGAUAAGAAGUUUUUUGCAGUGUGUGAUUUUGGUAGUAACACGUUACCCAUCGUCGUAGCCCGAGGACGUUAGAGGUAAACUAUUCUUAUUAAAGUUGUAUUGAUAUUUCACUGUUCUCAAUGACGAUCCAGGAAAGAAUGGCGGCUCCGUCUAUCCAACAACAGCCGCCGCCGAUCCACACACAGCAACCUAUCACUCAGAAUCACCAGGUUGCAUUGCAUACGAGUAUGCAGGUAACCCAGCAAACAUCACCCCCAUUGAUCAAGUCAGAAUGUACCGAUAUGGACGACAGCUUAUCGGGCUCACAACCGAUCCACACAGAUACCAAAGAUGAUACUAAUUUGACACAGGACUCUCUAGUAGCUGCUGAUUCCCCUACCGAUAAACCGAAUGCAGGUAAAAAGGUAGGAGCUGGAAUUCGUCGUCAUGAGAAACCACCUUAUUCCUACAUUGCGUUAAUAGUUAUGGCUAUACAGAGCUCACCAACAAAGCGCCUUACUCUCAGCGAAAUUUACCAAUUUCUCAUGCAGCGUUUUCCAUUCUUUCGCGGUGCCUACCAGGGCUGGAAAAACUCUGUCCGUCACAAUUUGUCACUAAAUGAAUGCUUCAUCAAACUACCAAAAGGAUUAGGCCGACCAGGAAAGGGACAUUACUGGACUAUAGAUCCUGCUAGUGAGUUUAUGUUUGAAGAGGGGUCGUUUCGACGACGUCCCAGGGGUUUCCGUCGCAAAUGUCAAGCUCUCAGACCUCCGUAUGCGAUGAUGAACGCUAUGGCCGGAAUGCACGGGACCCCUAUGCUAGGCGGAUCUCACCUGGAUAUGUUUGGUCAAAACCCCAACUCGGCUGCUCUAUCGAACAUGGCAUGUUCCAUGGGCAAUAUGAAUAAUAAUGGUUACGAUAAUAUUGGAAUGAAUAUGAUGGGUUCUUCUGUAAACCUAGGCACGAAUACUCAGAAUGCGAGCGCUGGCGGCGGUGCCUCCGGCGGAUACAUGUCAACGUGUGCUGUUUCAAUGUCGAAUCAGGACUAUGGUGCGGCUCAACUACAGGCCAGUAACACCACCUCGCCACCAAACCACCAAGGCAUGUAUUUUUCCCAGGCAAACGGCGUUAUUGAUAACCAGGUGAUGUCGUACGCAGCGGCGUCGUGUUGGCCGACGGGAUUCGGUAGCGGCGGCCGCUACAUGAAACAGCAGCUAGCGGAUUGCAACGGAGGCGGUAACACAUCCCCCAUUCAGGCCAUGCAGGCUACAGACCAAACCCAGUAUCUUAGCCCACUCUCGCACCUAUCAGCGGGGCAUAACAGUGAGCCGACGGACCUGUCACACCACGCGAUGCGCAACAUGCAGACGACUCAGGAACUAACAGAAAGCCCGACGAUGUGUGAUAGGAAGUUCAUGUUAGCUCACCAUCCCAAUGCGACAUCCAUACACCACGCAGGAGCAGUGGGGCCUUACUAUGCCCAAUGUGAGAGAACCUAGUGGAUACCCCAGUUGACGAAUGAAAACGCAGAUGAAACGCAACGGAAAAACCACUUUGAAGCGAUGCCUACAAUAGCGGUGUGGCGAAAGAGCACAAGGACAGUUUGCACUGACCUUCUCACUUUCUUUGUUAUUUAAGGCAAAAGGAUGGAUUUUCGACGAAAGCUUCAGCAGUUUGGUAAAAAGAACAUUUUGAUACAUUACAAGUUGAAAAAAAAAUAUCAUCGUCUUGAAUGUAACGUGUAUCCGUAUGCCACUGUCUACUUGAACAAUUUGUUGAAUCUUUCUUUCAAAUACCUACACAUUCCGUGCAGAUGGCAUGCGCACCGGCACUAGUAUGACAACCAGUGUCUGUACCACUCCAUGUUUUCGAAUAAUUGUAUUUAUUUGAAAUUUUAUCUCUUUCAAUUAAAAUCAGUGUUAAUCAUCAAUAUAUUAGUGUGAACGUAGCACGUCGUGGUAUGCUAUAAAUUAUUGGUAUUUAUAAUUUAUGGAUAACUUACCAAAAUAUGCUAUUGAUUUCCCGAUUAGAGUAACUUUACGGGGAACAGAUUGAAUAUUGCUUUGCAGAACAUGAAUAUACAUUUGUGAUUCUUUCCUAUCAGGUUUUCAUUAUAAGAGGCUAUUUAAUCAGUGCAUGAAUCGUUUUAUUAACAACGAUCAUUAACAUAAGACCAAAGACGUAAAUGGUAGUGAUUUUUCUAUUGUAUAACGAUAUUGACGAAUUCUAUGAAUGACAAUGAUUUUGUGUUUAUAUGUAGGUAGAGAUAAUACAAAUGAGAACGCCAUGUCGGUGUUUGACAAGCCUGUGUUGAAAGGAAAUGACAGCAUGAGAAUAAGAUUGUGAAAGGAAAUCAAAUUUGUACCAAUAUUAUUCUUUAAAAAGCCUACAAUCCACCAUGGUCAUAUCUUGGCACCUGGUUUCCUUGGCGAUAUGAAUCAACGAGGGAAUAUUUGAUGGGUUAAAACGUAUGAGAUAUAUUUAUGUUUGCUUCAUUUUGCUCUUUUGUAGAUUAUGUGAAUAUAAAGUAAGUGUAAAUAUGUUGAUGUUAUGGCGGCAAGGUUUGAUGUUGGGUGUAUCUAUUUCUUUUAUAGGCCUAAAGCCAUCAUAUCAGCAACAGCUAAUCAACAUAAAGAGCUUUUUUAGUUACUAAAUUUAUUUGAUUUGUUUACAACUCGAAUAGAGGGGUAGACAAUGCGCGUUUAUACUUAUUAAAAUCAAGUAGCCCAAGCCAUAUUUAGUAGUGAUCAUUUAUGUAGCUUUCCUAUGUGCAUAGUGGCGAUAGAAUUAAACUUUAAAGUAACAACGCAA